Molecule: messenger RNA, 1015 nt
Organism: Theobroma umbraticum
Lineage: Eukaryota; Viridiplantae; Streptophyta; Magnoliopsida; Malvales; Malvaceae
Gene: TY2
Product: thioredoxin Y2
Cellular component (GO): cytoplasm
Molecular function (GO): protein-disulfide reductase activity
Source: RefSeq, a predicted model, not a curated record
UAUAAUAAAAAACCAAUUAUCACACCGAAUCAUCAAGUCGUUGUUGGUCAAUUUCUACGUAUCUGUCUAAAACCAAACAGAUAUUUACCUCUUUUUCUAUUUUGGAGCGAUUGAUAUCCAAACAUCGGCUAAGCUGAAGCUUACAUCGCCCAACACUUCUUCGGAACAGUAAAAAUCGGCGUCUUCGAAGUCGAGGUAAUGGCGAUUUCUGCCUCCGCAUCAACUCUUCCUGCGCUUAAUCGCCAAAACUCAACCAAAUUGUCCUCUUACUACUAUUCAUCGAAACUAUCAUUCUCUUCGUCUCUUCAAUUUCCUCUUCGGUCUCACCCGAUUGGAAUCGGUAAUAAGGCGAUUUCUUCUUCCUCGCUGCCUCGGCACCGUCCUUUGGUGGUUGAAGCAAAGAAGCAAACAUUUAACUCCUUUGAUGACUUGUUAGCGAAUUCCGACAAGCCUGUUUUGGUUGACUUCUAUGCUACCUGGUGUGGACCUUGUCAAUUCAUGGUUCCAAUCCUCAAUGAAGUGAGUACUGCUCUGAAAGAUAAGAUUCAGGUGGUGAAAAUUGACACUGAGAAGUACCCUAGCAUUGCUGAUAAAUACAGAAUAGAGGCAUUGCCGACUUUCAUCAUAUUUAAGGAUGGGAAGCCAUUUGAUCGUUUCGAGGGUGCCCUCACUGCCAAUCAGCUCAUUCAAUGCAUUGAGAAUUCUUUAAGUGUUAAGCAAUAGCUGUGCAGGUUCGACCAUCUUCUGUAACUGAACUGUUGGAUUGGAGUAAUGAACGUACAGGAGAUUGAGACAGCUUUCGUGUCCAUGCUUUAGAUAUUUCUUGAUAUAAAUUAUUGUGUAUGUGCAGAUGAAUUUUGUCCCUGCUUCCAAGGAUUUUGACGACAUAGAAAGACAUUGUAUGCUCUGCGAUUGCCGAAUGGUUGCAUUUAUCCAAUGAGCAUCUCUUUUUGGCUAUUAGUAGAAUACAUUUAUUGAACUCGGCAUCAAUGAUAAUGUUGAUUUGGAUCCUCUA